AUGACGGCGACGACGACGAUGUCGAAUCUUCCAAAGGAAUUAGCAGAGGAGAUUCUCUCUAGGGUUCCCUUAAAACCUGUGAGAUUAACAUGCAGAAAGUGGAACGAUUUAUGCCAAAGCCAGAGCUUUAGGAAGUUGCACCUUGGUAAAUUAUCAGCCGCGAUGAAGGAAGGUACGCUCUCGGAUACGAGGACAAGUCUUGUCGUAGCCUCAAACUCUUGUAAUACUACUGGGUUUCCAACAAAGGAUGUUUUGGUUAUGAAAUGUACGAUUUCGACUCUGAUACGUGGAGGACUCUUGAUGUCCCUCCACAGGAGAUUUAUUGCCGCGGUGGCGUUUCUCUCAAAGGAAACACUUACUGUGUUAGCUAGAGAAGAGAAGCUUUCUGUUUUACUUAACCACAACGACGAGGAAGAUCUAAGUGAGUUUGAGAUAUGGAUUACGACUAAGAUUGAGGCCCAAGAGGUGUCGUGGAGCAAGUUCUUGAAAGUGGAUAUGGGAUUUAUGGAUCCACAUAUACAAGAGGAAGACAUGAUCCUUCCACAUAUACAAGACAUGAUGAUGAUGGUUCCACAUAUAGAAUAUGAAGGCGUUAUGAUGGCUCCAUAUAUAGAAGAUGAAGACGUUGUGAUGGUUCUAGAUAUAAAAGGAAGUUUCUUCAUUGACGAGGAGAGGAAAGUAGUCAUGGGUUAUGAAAAAUAUAGCAAGAAAUUUGUCAUCGUUGGAGAGUCUGGAUACGUUAGUAAAUUGGAUUUCCUCGGAGAACCUGCAGACCCAAAAUGGAAGCCAAAUGUGUCCUCUUAUGCUCCGAGUUUACUGCAAAUCAAGAGAAAGGAAGCAACAGUGCAAUUUGAAGACUUGCCGCUUUUGAAAAGCCACCAUGCAGAUGCAGGAGGACGCAAAAGGAGGAGAGUAAACGAAUGA
Messenger RNA from Microthlaspi erraticum, 924 nucleotides. Lineage: Eukaryota; Viridiplantae; Streptophyta; Magnoliopsida; Brassicales; Brassicaceae. The record is from the annotation of a GenBank genome assembly.